Macrosiphum euphorbiae (potato aphid) is the source of this 582-nucleotide messenger RNA. The record is from the annotation of a GenBank genome assembly. Lineage: Eukaryota; Metazoa; Arthropoda; Insecta; Hemiptera; Aphididae.
AUGGGCGCGGGACGACUGCAGCAAUCGGCGGCUGGCACGUGGUGGUGCGGUAGCUGCAGCGGCGACGCACGGACAGCGACCGCCGUGGUUGUGGCCGGCGCUACGACGGACACCGGUAUGGCCGGCGGCGGCUACGGCACCACGACCGGUGCGUGGACGGCGGUGGACGUGGUUGGACGGCCGCCGCCGCAUGACGGCGAUGCGUGGACUACGCGUGGUGACUAUGAAGAUUUUUUUGUCCGCGAAUAUAUUAUUAUUUAUUUAUUAGAAAAUUCGUUAUCGCACGUGCGACGUAAUAAUAUUGUGGUAGGUACUUAUUGCGAAACCGGUGUUGUGCUGCAGGCACACGCAGCCGGAAAGAAACACGCGCGCGCGAUCGGGCGCACGUGUACUUACUGCAGUGUCGCGUCACAUAACAUUGUCGCGCUAGACCGGUUGUGUUGCUUUCGCCCCGCAGCGGCCGAAAGAAAAUCUCACCGGUAUGACACGAUAUUGGGUGGUUUGCUGUUAUCGUUUGACGGGCGCCGGUUGGUCGGCGUGGCGGGUGGUGGUGGGCGCCAAUUGAUAACGGGUGAUAAUUAG